AUGUCGAGUCCCCCCAAGAGACGGUGGCUCGCGGUGCUGGCGUUGCUGGUGGCGGCGAGGGCCCCAUCAGCACUGGGUGGCGGCGAGCAGCGCUUCGUCGAGACACCGGCCCAGUACCAGGAGGUCUCGAGCGGCGAGGACGUGAAGCUGCGCUGCCGCGUCCAGGACAAGCGCGGCCAGUGCAUCUGGCAGAAGGACCGGAAACCCGUGGGGGUCCACCCGGACAAGUACGAGUGGGCCGGGACGCGGGACGGCGACUGCACUCUGCUGGUCAAGAGGGCGAGUCUCGACUUUGACGACGGGCUGUGGGAGUGCCAGGUCACGCCCGGGGACUUUACGCGCCAGGACGCUCUCACCUCGCCCCCCGCCAGGCUGCUCGUUAGAGUGAAGCCAAGGAUACCGCAACUGGAGUACGGUGGCGCUACGCUGCAGGGGGCGCUGACUCUGCGCGAGGGACAAGAGGCCACCGUGUCCUGCGUAUCGAGAUACGGCAACCCGCCGGCCCUUUUAAAAUGGUUCAUAGGCAACGACGAGAUCGAACCGAUGCGGGAACAGUCGAACGCAACUGAGCUGGACAACCCGAGAACCUGGGCGGCCCACAGUACGAUCCGCGUUCGCGGCAACCGGGAGAACCACAACAAGCCCAUACGCUGCCUCUCGGUCCACCCGACGAGCUCCCUGCCCGAGGUUGUCGAGUCUCGCUUCGACAUACACUAUUUCCCGGAAGUGAAGCUAGAGACGAGUCCGCGGAUGCUGGUGAACGCCCUGGAGGACAGCUCGAGUUUCGUGAGUCUGCGUUGCGUGGCAGAUUCCAAUCCGGCGGCGAGUAUCAAGUGGUUCAAGGAGUCGUCGCCGAUAAUGGUGUCGAACGGCAACGUCAUGCCGAUCGGUUACAAUCGCACCCAUCAGAUCAACGCGACGAUCGUCGAGUCCGAGGUGCGCUUCGAGCCCAUCAAACGCGAGGACGCCGGCUUGUACAGCUGCAGGGCGGUCAACGUCAUUGGGGAGAGCGCCCCCGCCAACUACAGGCUCGACGUGCAGUACGGUCCCAAGCCCCGGUCGAGCGAGUCCCCCUCGGAUGGGCUGUCGGCGCUGGACGUGGUCGAGGAGCAGACGUCGCUGGGGUCGAACAUCGAGCCGUUCGAGUGCCCGGACUUCGAGGCGAAUCCACCGGCGCAGUACCGGUGGCUGCACAUACGGGGCGGCAACACCGACACCAUCGACAACCGUAACCACGAGCACGCGCUGGACGGUGGGCGGAGGUUGCGCCUCGAGAACGUCGGUUGGGCGGACGAGGGCGAGUACAGGUGCGUGGCUUACAACGUGAUCAACGGGGUGAGGCGAGAGAUGCCGAGCGACAUGAGGUUCGUGUUGCACGUCAUCGGGCCACCCGAGAUACAGGCGAGGCCGUCGGCAGAGACGGAGGACGGAAUGUACGAGUCCAUUGGCUGGACCGGGGAGCCCGUGCACAGGCUCAAGUCAAGGUUUUGCUCGAGACCGCCCCCCAAGAUCGUUGCCUGGCAGUGGGGCAGCUUGCACAUCAGGGCUGGCGAGAGCAUAAGCCCAAAGUACGAGGCUCUGCCCCUGGAGCCAAUAAUCGAGAACAAAGUGGUGACGAAUUGCUACUGGGCGAAGCUGGAGAUCCGCGAUCUGCAGACCGCGGACGCGCGCAUGUACACCCUAGUCGUCGAGAGCGACAAGGGCCGGGACUCGAAGAACCUGAGGCUCGUCGUGCGCGACCACACCGAGAUACGGAUGGUCGCCGCUGCCGGUGCCAUUGGACUCAUCGUACUCAUUUUCCUGGUGCUCGUGGCCAUCUACACCCUGCGCUCGAGGCGCAAGCACAGGGAGUACAGGCGAGAGGACGAGGAGGAGGGCAGCGUCUCGACCACGACCAUCGAAAGGAACAACGGGCAGAUCAAGGCCGCCCUGCACUCAUCGCAACCCCAGCCGCAGCACCAGUCCCAGCAGCAUCAGCUCUCCCAUCAGCAGCAACAGCAGCAGCUCCAUCACCACCAGCAGUACCAACAAAACACCCUCAAGAGCAUCAUGGUCGGCGGUGGUAUAGUCGGGGGCAUAGGCAUGGGCGUUGGCUAUCCCCGCAAGCCCUCGGUCAGCAGUAGCAUAGCCGACGACGGUCUUGCCGUUAUGUACGAUUACGAUCAGAUAGCCUGCAAGUCGCGCCAAACCAUGAGCCCCGAGGCGUUGAAGGUCCGUCGUGCCCCGGCGGUCCUCCAGCCGCCCACGAUCGUCUGAUACCAGGAGGGCAGAUUUGCCGUUUUUUAUGGCGCCGAGCGCCCCGACGAACCCACCCAACUGCCGCCUAGUCCACUUUACGCGGCCACCAUGGAGUUUGCCGAUUGAGCUGAUCAUUACCGCUACGUCUGUCUAUCUACAUACUUAAUCACUCAAUUAAUACGUAUAUACAAUACACAUAUACAUAUAUACGAGUACAUGUAUACUUUGUGUUUGGCGCGCGAGUUUGCGGGAUAAUAUUGUGUCCCGUAGCAGCAGGUAGCAACGACGGUGACGUUUUUUGCGCGACGCAGUAGCACACCCUCGGAUUUUUCCAUCCUUUGAGUUCGUGUCCGUCCCCCAUUCCCCCAACCGCAAUGCGCCCGAAAGGAAAAGGGGGAGAAAAGUCGCGUCUUUAUUUUCUCGCGACGGAAAAAAAGCGAAGACGCCCCUUCCUUGUUUUACCGUUUUUUAUAGCGGCCAGUUCGUUAUUCCCCUACCUCCCCCCCCCCCACGGAUUUGGAGCAAAACUGGGGGCGGGGGGUCUUCUCCCCACGCUUGCAGCGCCCGAAGGGGAGUUUUAUCGCGGCUGAGUUAUGAAGCGCAAUUACGAAGGACGGAUUUUAGAGUCGUCGUCGCUAUAUUUUAAACGAUGCAGGGUGCGCAGCUGCGACGCGCUUGUACAUAUAUUUUUGUACAUACAUACACACGCAUUCCCUAUCUCUCUUUCUCUAAUCUCAUUACGAUGUACCGUAUACUUAUAGAGUUGGACUAUUAUAGGUAUAUGUGAGUACCGAUUUUUGAAGAAAGUUAGCGAAACUUUGAAGAAAAAAAAAAAAAAAACCAUGAAAAGAAGAUUUAACGAGUCUUAAUUGCUCGGGCGAUUAAGACUAUACGUAGAGCUUUGGGAGGAUCUAAUUUUUUUUUUGCUUCUGCGAGCCAACAACUGCCCCUGCGCGGACUGAGAUUUCGCAGCUUAAAGUUAUA
Copidosoma floridanum is the source of this 3222-nucleotide messenger RNA. RefSeq names its product irregular chiasm C-roughest protein. The record is from RefSeq and is a predicted model, not a curated record. Gene Ontology annotation, biological process: cell-cell adhesion. Gene Ontology annotation, cellular component: cell-cell junction; plasma membrane. NCBI's taxonomy places the organism in Eukaryota, Metazoa, Arthropoda, Insecta, Hymenoptera, Encyrtidae. Gene Ontology annotation, molecular function: cell adhesion molecule binding.